AUGGCUUUGUUCACAUAGCCAGCCAGUGCAUCAGCUAUGCAGUGCAAGGCAGAGUUUCAAGACUUAACUUUUAUGGACUGUAAAUGGAAUUGGCAGUGUUAUCUAUAUAAAGGGAGAAGGGAAGAGCCCUGCAUGAUGGCAAGGAUUCUGAGGCUGCUUGUCUGAAGCGUUUAUCGUGGCAGAUUAUAGCUGCUGUCCAUAGGGGAGAAUUGGCAGGCACAUCAAAGCAUAAUUCCCCCUCCACGCCUAACUGAUGGUAACACUCACACAUCCAGAUACAAUCAAGGAAGGGAAGGUUGCACAUGUAUUAUAUGAAAUUAUUUUAGAUUAGGAAAAUAAACCAACAGAAGAAUUGUGUUUUUUAAAGAACAUUUAUAAUAUAUUCACAUUUAAUAUGCAUCAUCUAUAAUUAAGUAUGAAACAAUGCAUUAAAAGCUAAAUGCUUAGUGAGUCAGGUUUUGAAUGUUGCACUGCUGAAGAAGAAGAAUUAAAUAUAUAUAAGAUUUCAUCUUUUUCUGCUCUAUUGUAUGUUGGCCUAAUUUUUUGUGUGUGUGUGUGUGUUUUUUUUAUUAAAUCUCACCUUGCAAGUAAUUCUAAAGACAUGGACGUGCUUCCCUCUUGUGGCGAACUGAAAAUGUAUUCUUGAAACGAUAUGCUAAGAGGCUUGAGCAUUUUGUUUACAUUCCCAUGGCAACACGUUUGCAGCGUUACCUGUUGCAGGUGUUGGGCUAGUUGCAUUUCAUUUCAGGCAAAAGUAUAUUUAUCGCUCAAGCACCAUGAACACCCUCCUAUCCAGGGAUUCCCAAGUGAAGAUCAUGGAAACCACAGUGGGCCAUGCUGAAAAGUAUCUGGGCCAGUUCUGCACAUUGAUGGCUUCCUACACUCGGAAAACAGCCAAACUCAGAGACAAGGCAGACCUGGUGGUUAAACAGCUUAGCGAUUUUGCCAAUACUGAGAAUCCUGAGCUGAGAACAUGUCUGAAGAGUCUAGCUGAUGAUUUAGCCAUGGUGCAGGACUACAGGCAGGCAGAGGUGGAGAGGCUGGAAACUAGGGUUGUCAUGCCACUGAAAGCUUAUGGAGACAUUAUCAAACAAAAACGGGCAGACAUGAAGAAGUUCAACAGUACUCGGAACCAUGAGAUGAAAGAACUGGGAAAACUGGAGAAGAUUAGGCUGAAAAACCCCUCAGACAGACAUGGGAUUUCCCAGGCUGAAGCCAAUGCCCAGAAAGCCUCAGCUGAAGCUUCCCGCACCACACGUCAGCUUGAAGAAACCAUAAAUGACUUCCAGAAACAAAAAAUGGAAGACAUCAAGAAAAUUUUCUCAGACUUUCUAACCAUUGAGAUGCUUUUCCAUGCAAAAGCCCUAGAAGUUUACUCCAGUACUUUUCAAAACCUGGAAAACUUCGAUAUGGAGAAAGAUCUGGAGAUAUACAGAUCAAGGGUCCAUAUUUAUGACGGUACCAUUGAUUCCAUGGCUUUACCAACCAGUAGAUCCACUUCUUCAAUGCAACGCGGUUCACGUCCAACCUGGAGGACCCCCCAGAGUACAUUGCGUAGACAGCAGGAAAUUGAGGAUGUGUAUGAAUCGGAAGAGGAAGAUGAUUUAGAGGACCUGGGUGAAGAAUACGCACAAAUCAGAAGAUAAUAAUCUGAUAAUAUAUUGUUGUGGGAAAAGAACAGUUGCAUUUAAAUCUUUAGUUUCAUAUAUAGUUUAUAGUAUUAUUUGUAGUAUUAAUAAACAGAAAAUAAUG
Molecule: messenger RNA, 1752 nt
Organism: Acipenser ruthenus (sterlet)
Lineage: Eukaryota; Metazoa; Chordata; Actinopteri; Acipenseriformes; Acipenseridae
Product: CBY1-interacting BAR domain-containing protein 2-like
Exons: 10
Coding region: 777-1646 (289 amino acids)
Biological process (GO): cilium assembly
Cellular component (GO): ciliary transition zone; ciliary basal body
Source: RefSeq, a predicted model, not a curated record